AAAAACCCGACGGCGGGGGGAAAGCCACACGAGUGCCGCCUGCCUCCCUGCUCCGCUCAGUCCUCCGCCGAGCCGGCGGCGGCUGGAGCCAGCGGAUCCAUGCUGCCCACGGCUCUCGGGGCUCUCCUGGCCCUGCUGCCGCUCGCCUCGACGCUACAGAGCCCAGCAGGUACCCAGCACGGGGGCCGGGUGCUGGAGCCCUCCGAGCCCGCCCUGCGCCGCCUGGCCCAUCACCUCCUGGCCCACUACCAGAAGGGCACCCGGCCUGUGCGGGACUGGCGAACGACCACGAAUGUGGCCCUCGACCUCAUGGUCUACGCCAUCCUCAGCGUGGAUGAGAAGAACCAGGUGCUGACCACCUACAUCUGGUACAGGCAGCACUGGACAGAUGAAUUCCUCAAGUGGGACCCAGCUCACUUCGACAACCUGACGGAGAUCUCCCUCCCUGUAGAGAGCAUCUGGGUGCCUGACAUCCUCAUCAAUGAGUUUGUGGAUGUUGGAAAGUCCCCGCACAUCCCCUACGUUUAUGUCAGCCAUCACGGGGAGGUGCAGAACCUCAAACCCAUCCAGGUGAUGACCGCCUGCAGCCUGGACAUCUACAACUUCCCCUUCGACGUCCAGAACUGCUCUCUCACCUUCACCAGCUGGCUGCACCACAUUCGUGACAUCAACCUCUCGCUGUGGCGGCAGCCGGAGCUCGUCAAGUUCGACCGAAGCGUCUUCAUGAACCAGGGCGAGUGGGAGCUGCUCUAUGUCCUCAGCCGCUUCCGGGAGUUCAGUGUCAAGAGCAGCGACAGCUACGCUGAGAUGAAGUUCUAUGUAGUCAUCCGGAGACGCCCCCUCUUCUACACCGUCAGCCUGCUGCUCCCCAGCAUCUUCCUGAUGGUUAUGGACAUUGUGGGCUUCUACCUACCUCCCCACAGUGGUGAGAGGGUCUCUUUCAAGAUCACCCUCCUGCUCGGCUACUCGGUUUUCCUCAUUAUUGUAUCCGACACAUUGCCAGCCACUGCCGUCGGCACGCCGUUGAUAGGCAUCUACUUUGUAGUGUGCAUGGCACUGCUCGUCAUCAGCCUGACAGAGACCAUCCUGAUUGUGCGCCUGGUGCACAAGCAAGACCUGCAGCCCCACGUGCCUGAGUGGGUGAAACACCUGCUGCUGGAAAAAGCCACCAUCCUGCUCUGUAUCCGGGACAGGAAGAAAUUCAGCCAAAGCAGGACGCCAAGCUUGGACACCUCCAGGCAGGUGGAGAACCAUGACAGCACAGGAAACUUUUAGCUAACGGCAUCUGUGGCUAGAGGACAGAAAGAGGACUCGCAAGCAGAACCGCAGGGGAGCGAACGGUGAGACAGGAAAAGUCGUACAAAAAAUAGGAGCCAAUAGAUACUCUGAGAAAACCAAAGGGGAACUUGGGCACCUUCUGCGCCCGGGCUCAGAGAGGUGCUGAGGUAGACGGAACGAGGACAGCGACGGACCCGAACCACGAGCGGCAACACAGAGCAACGGGACGGGCAGGCGGGCGCUCACGACACUGACAACAAGCCAGGGGAGAGGGAGCCCGGGACCACGGGGCCCCGCGCGGCGCUUGGUCCUCACUGCUAUGAUACACAUAUAUAUACUUAUAUAUAUAUAUAUGGAGGGGUGGCCAUAGGGGGCUGCGCCACAGCCAACAGCGCGGGGACGCGCGCCCGGGGUACAGCAGCAUCGCUCCAACGCUGACCCCAACACUGUUGCAGCGGGGGCUGUGUCUCUGAGGGAGAGGGAUGGUGGGAUGGAAGGGGAGGUUAAAGCAAAAAAAAAAAAACAAAAACAAAAACAAAAAGCCACAUGAGCUCGGCCACGUGCUCCAUGGCACCGUGGCACCCGUGUCUGGCAGCGCCAGGACACCAUGUGGACCUGCCGUGCACACGCCAGAAAUUGCAGCAACUUUCUAUGUGAAAGAACUAUUUUCUUUUUUUUUUAAUAUUUUUUUUCUGUUUUUUUUUUUUUUUCUUAGGCACAACAAUUAAACGAGCCGUUCUCCACAGUCACAUCCCGGAUUGUACAGCAGCGAUGCCCGCCCUGCGCAGAGCAGCGACGGUCCCGUGCGCAGGGGCACGCGUGGAGCCGGACUGGGGCGCGAGGGAGGAUGCUGCUCCCACAGCUGUAUCCCUGCUUGGCACCAGGAGAGGUGGGAAGGGCACCCCAGACCCAGAGGGGCCAUCAGUGUCCCUCCAAAUGGUAUCCAGACACUGUCCCACCCCCCUCCCCGGCUCCUCUUCCCCCCUUUUCACCCAAACGCAGCAAAACAACAAAAAAAGAGCCGCGGGAUGGAACCACCAAGCCCGUGGCUGCGCAGAAGAAACACAACGAAAA
Catharus ustulatus (Swainson's thrush) is the source of this 2352-nucleotide messenger RNA. Its product is annotated as 5-hydroxytryptamine receptor 3A-like. Gene Ontology annotation, molecular function: extracellular ligand-gated monoatomic ion channel activity; transmembrane signaling receptor activity; neurotransmitter receptor activity. Gene Ontology annotation, biological process: regulation of membrane potential; signal transduction; monoatomic ion transmembrane transport. The transcript is spliced from 9 exons. The record is from RefSeq and is a predicted model, not a curated record. Lineage: Eukaryota; Metazoa; Chordata; Aves; Passeriformes; Turdidae. The coding region runs from base 100 to 1275 and encodes 391 amino acids. Gene Ontology annotation, cellular component: synapse; postsynaptic membrane; neuron projection.